AUGUCUCCAGCCUUUUCGUGGUAUUGCUUGCCAAAAAUUAAUGGCAGGUUCAGUGCUAAGCUGUGGUGUGUUGCUACCACCACACCUCCUCUUCACAGCAUCUCCGCUAGCCGAGGAUGUGACCAGACUGAAGUGAAUGGUCAAGUUGAUGAUCCUCCUCAAUAUUCCUUCGACGGCGCAGUUCUUGAAAAGCCAAUCUCGACUCGCAGCCAACUGGAGGGUCGAAUUGUGAAACUCUGGAAGAAAGUCUGGCUAGGCCUUUAUCAGAUCGAUGAUAACGAGGAUCGAUACCAUGUCGAACGACUGGAAGCACUUUCUCUCGGGGCCGGCUUGACUCGCACAUACCGAGUUGGCGAGCUUCAAGUUCUCAGGCGUCAUUUUCUUCGAAGCGAGACCAACAAUGGAAUUGCUUCGUUGAAGCUUUUCCGGGGUCUAUCACUUUCGACCCUUCUAUCCGUGAUCCAUAUUCUGGAGGCUUAUGAAAGUGAAAUUGAGAACUUGAGGCUGCUCUAUUCCAUCUUGCGAAGGGGUCAGCUUUCACUGCAUGAGACUGCUGAUCUUGCUCAAACUGCUGUUGUCAGAACUGAGUAUAUGGCAAUUGCGGAGCCGAUGGAGAAGCGGAUCAGACAGUAUGAUAUUCGAAUGAAUGUGGUAAAUAUGGAUAUCUGCGAUGAGGCAAUGGGUUUCUAUGAGCGACAAAAGGGGGAAUAUAUUUACCACAAGGCAUUCCCGAAUGCGUGGUAA
Penicillium roqueforti is the source of this 744-nucleotide messenger RNA. RefSeq lists its product as uncharacterized. The coding region runs from base 1 to 744 and encodes 247 amino acids. The record is from RefSeq and is a predicted model, not a curated record. NCBI's taxonomy places the organism in Eukaryota, Fungi, Ascomycota, Eurotiomycetes, Eurotiales, Aspergillaceae. The transcript has a single exon.